Molecule: messenger RNA, 854 nt
Organism: Drosophila erecta
Lineage: Eukaryota; Metazoa; Arthropoda; Insecta; Diptera; Drosophilidae
Gene: ms(3)K81
Exons: 1
Coding region: 234-788 (184 amino acids)
Source: RefSeq, a predicted model, not a curated record
CGAUGGUUGUCGAUAGCCUGGCUGGUAUAAGGACUUCGCCCUUUAGAAUGACUGAAAUUGUAUGUCUGAAGUAGAAGGCUAGCCUAUGCAUUAAAAUAAAAUAUGUAAUAGAAAAAGAAACUGUCAACUGUCAUAAAUACAUACAUACAUGACUUGGGAAUGCGUUAGCUGUCAGCAAGUUCUACAAAAGCGAAGCUAGCACCGAUCAGACUUACUAUUUAACUUAAGUCCCGAUGUCGGAGUCGCCACAUGAGGAGCACCGAUUGUGCGGCCUGGGUAACCACACGCUGAGGUCCCCGUACCGCAUAAUCAGGAAUCCGCACCUGCUGAAGUUCGGCCAGCUGAUAAACUCGGAGCUCCGGUCGCAGCCACUGUGCCUCACAUGCUACACGCAACUGAUCAGGCUCUACAGGCUGAAGAACAACAAUGCGAAGAGACAUCUGGCAAAUAGACAGGCAGCUAGCGCUAUUCUCUCGAGCAGUAGCAGUCAGACAUCUAAUCAUGCGGCUAGCGUGUCCACCACGCAAUCCUCGGAGGACCAAAGACCAACCACCAGCGCGGCGGCGGCGGCCGCGGCGGCUCAAAGAGCGAGAAGCCAUUUGGUGGCAUCCAGUUCUUCCGAAGAUACACUUUUCUCCGAUGACUACGACGCCAACUCUAAUCUCAGUUUGAAUGCAGUUAAUGGCACACGACUACCGAAUGUCCAACCGAUUCCAAAAAGGCGCCAGUUUGUACAUCUAAACAAGGAAGCCAUGGACAUUUAUUUGGCUGGAACUACUGGGGGAUAAUACUUCGUUGCAUUUUGAAUAUUUUCAUAGGCAUGUUUAAAUUCGAUUGGAAAUAAAACUAAGUAU